CAACAAUCGCUUCGCUCGACCGAACAUCCGAUCGCGAUCGUCAGUUGCGUUCUGUGCUUCGGGUUGCGUGGAUGUGUUCCAUCAAACGUUCCGAUCGUUAUUGGCAAGUGUUGGCGGUUGUUCGUCUGUUUGAUUGAAUUAUUGUGUGUUCUAUUGCUGCACGUGUAUGCGCAUUUCGGUGUCUGUUCUUUGUCGCUUCCGAUCCGGUCAGUCGUCGUCUGUUGAUCACGAUCAGUGUUUUCCAAUUCAUAAAACAAACAUAGAUAAUAACAGUUUCUGGAGGAAAAACAGGCGUAGGAGAGAAAAACAGCACAGUGCCAACAACAGCAAACAAAAAAAGGGUUCUACUCGGUGACGAGAAGUUCUGAUUGUGUGUUGUGCUUUGUGCUACCGACGGUCGGUCGUUCGGUUAGUUGCCUUGCCUCGGUUGGUUAUUUUGUUUCGCGUAAUGUAAAACGCAAAGUUCGUGGCGUAAAAAUAAAACAAUUAUUACUGUGUUGUGUUUAUUAGUGAUGGCAUGAAAUGCUUGCUCAUAACAGCGCACUGCACAAUGACGGGCGCACACACACACAUGCCGCGAGACGAUGGCAGUGACUGAUGCGCGGCAAGCAGAGUACGCCUGCGGAGGUGUUUUUUUUUCGCUGGGGCAUAGUAGGCCGCAUAUGACUCUCUGCGUGUGAGCGUUUUCUAUUCGUUCUAGCUCUAGAACUGCGGCAGACCGUCCAGUCAGGGCACACUCGAGAAGGUGUUGAUUGGUUCUGCGCAGAACAGUUGAGAGGUUGUGUCGUUUCCACUGUUUCGAACGGCGUCGUGGGUGGACGACGCCUGCUGCGAUACAAAGUUGCACGAGGGCGAUCGACCGCGAAUGCUAUUGUUUCCUUUUUAUCGAUGUUUAUCUCGAUCUUUGACGCGCCGUGUUUGAGAUGAUCGAUUUGUUUUGUUUGGACGGACCGAGGGUGAAGUGAAGUGAUUGACACCGACACAAAUGAGAGAGUAAAUGAGCUGGCUACUGGAAUUUUGUUUGCGCUAAAAGCCGAAUAUGCUCACAAAGAACUGAAUAAAAUAACAAUCGAAGCAAGUAUAAAAGGCGAAAGGUGAAGAGGAUCACUCGAAAAGGGAGGAAAAUUGAUCAGCAGACCGUUUGUGCGUGGUCGAAUGUGCUUUUUUUUUAUUAUGUUCCUUUUCAUCCAUUGAGAUACGGAGGAAUUGAAUCGUCCAGUUUUCGACAAAAUAAAAAAAACCUUUCGAAGUGUUUGGAAUUCUUAUUAACAAGUAACCAUCUCAGAGAUUUGCCAGGUGAUAAUGAUAAUUACUAGUUGUUGUGCCUUACUAAAUGAAAGUGAUUUUGUGCCGCAAUUAAGUGCCUGAGUAGCGUCCGACCCAUGCAUGUGUGUGUGCUAUCAUCGAUUAUCAUAAGUUUCGAAACUGGGGAGGCACCGGACUCCAACGGUCCAACGAAUUGUAAAAUCACAAUAAAAACUACUUCAGGUUCAACGGUUUGCUAGCAAACUCCGAAGCCAAAAGCACGAAAUGGAUAUCGAAUCGGACGGCUCCGAGCGGUGGGAGGAUUUUUUCGGUAGCAGUACUGAUUUAGCACCCUCGCUACUGGGCUAUUACGAUAAAUUAGCCACCGAAGCAGAAGACGAACCACCAACAUCCAACGAAAGUAACGCGCCUUCCAGCGAAAGUCCGAAAACAACAGCAACAACAACAACUGGCACUGGAACCUUCAUCAGUCGAACGCACGUAAGCCAACAGAACGAAGUUAUCCAGCAGUCCAGUACCGACAAGUCGUUCCAAGCUAGUGUACUGAAGUUUAAAGGUACCGCCGGUCUUCCGAGACCCACGAGACCGGCUCCCCACAUUCCUAAACUAGGGGAUAAAUUUCGGAACCUAUCGUCCAACGUCCAGAGGAUACUGUCGAAUACGGAAACAGCCGUAGACGUUGAUCUGCUCGGAACUACUCGAGCACGACUUCCGCCGGCUGCCUUCCACCGUAACCAGUUUCAGUCCGCAUCAUUCAGCACUAGUCGAUCGAUCUCGUCCGCAACGUCGACCAGACACGCCUUCAAAAACCUACCGCUAUCGAGAAACAUCGCCAAAAUCACGCAAGCUUCUUGCUUCGGUGAUGUCAUAGUAGAGAACCGUUGCGAGAGCGAAUUCCGACGAGAUUCCAACGGGAACUGUGAUACAACAACGUCCAUCGAAGAGGAUAUCCCAAAGCUGAGUUUCAUCCAGCAACGAAUAAAGUCACUGACGUUCGCUUUGGUAGGAGAUGUGGAUCUAAAGGAACCCGACAAAAACGAGAACAACUCGGAUCCGGAAGCAGAACUGGUUCUACGGAACACAGAAAAAUCGAUGGAAGCUGCCACCAGCGACCAAAAUGCAUUCGUUGAAAAUUGUGAAGAAUCCGAUCAUCGGCGUACGAUCGUGGAAACGCGCAAUCCAUUCGUUAAAUUAGCUGUCGCUGAACCCGAUCACGACAGUGACAACGCAACUUCGGAGGAUCGUCGCAAGCUAGCCUACGCCCGUGUGCAACUACUGAACUCACGAGCAUUGACGGGAUCACCCAAACUACCGCGAUCCAGUGAAAGCGGUUUUCACACACCUUCGUCGACCUCCACGUCGACUCCCAGUCUGGACAGGACCAGCUCAACGUCUCUGUCGUCCAGCAAAACGUCCCUGAUCCAAAGUCCGGGAACACCCGUACUCUGCACCCGACCACUGUCGGCGUCUUCCAUCUGUUCCUACUCAUCCAGCAGCAGUUCCGGAUCCGACACACUGCAUCUAGUCAACAGCAAAUGCUGCGGAGCUCCUUCCUACCAGGCGAGUGUGGAAAGUCUAGCCGAUCAAAGCGAGUCUGAGCAGAACGGAAGCACAAGUGGCCUCACCAUGUGCGAACGAGCCGUCAUGGAGAUUAUCGAUUCCGAAAGAAGUUACGUCGAGGAUUUGGGCCAAAUUAUUAAAGGCUACCUGCAAGACUGGAAAGAACGGGCUUGUCUGAAAGUUGACGAAUUGGAAGUACUUUUUAGCAACAUUCAGGAAAUCUUGGACUUCAACUGUCGACUUUUGACUCGACUGGAGGAAACGAAAGGUGACCCAGUCAAAAUCUCCGGCUGUUUUAUUGACCUCCACAAAGACUUUGACUGCUACACUACCUAUUGCACUCGCUACCCGGAGGCGAUCGCACUGUUGACCAGUCUGCUGCAGGCCACCCACACCAACGCUCUGCUCAUUCAAACGCAGAAAAUGCUAAAUCAUACUCUUCCACUGGGAUCGUAUCUUCUAAAGCCCGUGCAACGGAUUCUGAAGUACCAUCUGCUGCUCGAUAAUUUGCGGAAGCACUGCGACGAUAAACAGGUCGCUCAUGCCCACGAGCUGAUGAAGAAUGUGGCCCACAACAUCGAUCAGGUGAAGAAGAAACUGGAACAGCAGAGUCGCGUCAAGGAACUGGCCGGCAUAGUGGACGGAUGGCUGGGGCCGGAUUUGUCCGUACUGGGCGAGCUGCGUCAGGAGGGUUUACUGACCGAACAAACGAAACCCCGGGUGGUGUUGCUGUUCCAAACGAUGCUGAUCAUCACCAAACCGAAGGAGGACAAGCGGCUGCAGUUCCGGGCCUAUAUUCCGUGCAAAAACCUGAUGCUGGUGGAGCACCUGCCGGGUGAGUCAACCAGCUUCAACGUAAUUCCGUACAACGACCCGAAGGGACAGAUCAAACUGACGGCCCGAACCCGGGACCAGAAGCGUCUGUGGGCUCAGCAGAUCAAACAGGCUAUGCUGGAACAUUUCGAUAUACCGGAUCGUGCCAGGGAAUUGGUGCUGCAGCUAGGCGAAGAGGAUGACCGCAUAACGGACAAGAACGCCAGCUGGAAGUGGCCGACGCAUCAUCCCUCGACACCGGAAUAUCUGGAACGAAGGCAACAGUUUCGGCGCAGCGAGAUGCGGAUGCGAUCGAAGAAGAUGCGCAAAAAUACGACCAGCAGUAUUUCGCUCGAUGGCAUUUCUCCAAAGAACAUGAAACAACCGACGUUCCAGUCGUACUCGAAACCCCUGGAACAGAUGGUCGAAGGUCAAGUGGACGGGUGCAAGUGCGAAGCCGUCAAGAAGGAAUUGGAACAAAAACAGAUCAAGACCAGAAGUCGGUCGGAAACGAGGUUGAUGGAGGAGAAGAAAUCGGGCAAGCUGAGCGACGAGGAAGCCUUUGCCAAGGCAAUGCAGGAGCGAAAUCGGUUUGCCACGCAAGGUCGAAAGAAAUCCAGGGAAAGUUUCGUUGAUAUCAAAUCGUACAAUUCGACUACGAUCCCGAAACGGAUAGCCAAUAUGCGAAAGAUCAGAUCCAAAACGUUGACCGGAAAUUCUACGUUCUACACCGAUCUUCAGCUGGCAGAAUGUAGCGAUGACACGACGGUACUGAAGAUUACGGAAUCGACCGAUAAUUUAACUUUGGAUAGCGAAAAGGUUGAAGAAGUUGCGGGCAAAAACGACGAUGGUUGCUUGCGGAAGGAUUCGGAGAUCAUUUCUCAGUUGGUUCUGGAGAAGAACGAGUUUCGUAAGAUGAGUAGACCACCGAAAAAGAAAUCGUUCGAUUCGAUGCGAUCGUUGUCUUGCACCAGUCAGGACGAGGAUGCUGCCGAAUGCGAACAGAAAGGAAUCAAUGACAUUCCGGAGCCGCCAUGUACGGAGCCUCCGAAAGAGGAUGAAGAGGAGGAAGAAUUUCGAAAAGUGGACGAACUGAAUAAAAAUUCGGAAGAUCUGUUAAAUCAGUUAGCCGACAUUCAAAAUGAUCUUCCAUCACCGGAACCGAUCUACGAAUCACUGCUGCGGAACGUUCAUGUGCCUUACAAAUACGCUCCUCCGCUGACCAGAUCGAUAUCGCAGCAGUAUGGUAAAGCAUUGGAAACUUUAAGAACGAACGGGUCACCGAAAAAGUCCAGACCGGAAUCGGAUUACGUGACACUUGCCUACUCCGAGAAUGGAUUGAUCACCAUCGACGGGCACAGCGUCGUUCCGAAGUCGACCGUGGCCUUACUGCGAAACAGCGAUACCAACAUAAAUUAUCACCAUCCAUGGCGAAGGGAGGAACAAUCCGGACCAGUGCAGGACACACAAUCCGAGAUCGUAAACCUUACCUGUGAUGACCCGCUGAAACCGCUCGAACGGAAGGGAAGUCUCAGUAUCAAGUCACCAAAGAACCUGCUCCAAAGAUUCAUCAGUCUACACUCUUCGCCAUCGACCGGAAGUUGUGACAGUAAUUUGAAUCAUCGUAAAAUCUCCACUCCGGACGAAUCCGUACCGAUCUAUAAGCAAGGUAGUUUGGAUCUGGGUUCUCGUAUCGCCAACCUAGACUAUGCCGAUCCGAGAACGUUGUUCCCGCAGAAUGUGAAUUCGCAGAACCAACCGAACAUUUUCAUCAACCGAGCUUCGAUGAAAUCCGUUUCCAACGAUCCCGAGCAAAGGGACUCAAUCUUUUCGCUCAAUUCGUCCAGCGACAGUGUCUGCGGUGCCCGUACCGAGCUGGAUGAAGAAACAUGCGGAUUCUAUGAGAAAUCUGUCGAAGAAUGCUUGGAGAAUGAUGACUUCCGAGACUCAGCAGUGUACAGUGGAGACGAUAACGAUCGUCGGCAUGAUCUAGAGGAGCAAGCCAUCUACGAAUCGAUCGGUGAAAUUAGCCACUGUCAACUGCUUAAGCUGCCACAAUCGCAGGUGGUCCGAUCACCUUCGUCCGCUUCGAGUAGCUCCGGCGGUCAUCCACCUCCGGUUCCGAUCAAACCGGCCCAUCUGGAACAACGGAGGUCUCAAGCGAUGAAGGCAAGACCGUCGGUUCCUCCUCCACCGCUUCCAUCGACAGAGAACGCCAUGGCACAAUCACUACCACAACCACCGGCCUCGAAGGGAUGGGUUCUUCAACAGAUUCAAAGAUUUCAGUAAACAGGAGACUGAUUGAAAGUGCCUUAAAUUAGGAAAGGAAUUUUACGUAGCUGUUCGGGUUCAACCAAAAGCCAAUCGAUUGCUUGGUUGGUGUGCGUGCGUUUUACAUGUUCUAGUGAUAAAACCCCAACGUUUUAGUCGCAAUACUGGAAGUGGAGCCCUCAGUGCUUUCUUCCAUUUUAUUUUAUGUAAACCUGUUUUAUGUCAAUCGAUUGUAUUUAUUUGUACUAGAUCUAUUUAUACGAUUAAUCGAGUUUUAGUCUAAUUCACUAACCACCCAGUAGAACUGUAAGGCUCAAAGCAAAUAUCGCCGAUAAGUCGCAUUUUAACUAGAUCAAGUAGAGGGAAUAGUUGCGCCAUAUUUACAAGCAAUAGAUUUCGAAUUUGUGGUGUUUUGCAAAACUCUACUGUAUUUAAAUUUAGUUGCAAUUUUAACCACUGUUAAUUAAUAUAAUGCAAAUUUUAGUUUA
Malaya genurostris is the source of this 6398-nucleotide messenger RNA. RefSeq lists its product as uncharacterized. Bases 1531 to 5928 code for a protein of 1465 amino acids. NCBI's taxonomy places the organism in Eukaryota, Metazoa, Arthropoda, Insecta, Diptera, Culicidae. The record is from RefSeq and is a predicted model, not a curated record. Gene Ontology annotation, molecular function: guanyl-nucleotide exchange factor activity. The transcript is spliced from 7 exons.